AUGUGCGCGGCGGUCGGUCAGGGAGAGGAAAGCGUUGGGCGCCUUCGCGAUGAGCAUCAAAGGAAGCGGUGGGUGAAGGCAUUUGAGGCGUGUGAUGAAGGCAACAAAGGAUACUUAAGCAGAGAGGACUACAAGGUUGCUGUAGUGAUGCUGUUUGGCUAUAAGCCCUCAAAGAUGGAAGUAGAGUCUGUCAUGGCCUCUGCGCAGCAAAGUCAAUCGGGUGUAUCUCCUGAGGAGUUUCUCAAUCUUAUGAGCACAAAGAAGACUGCACAGUUGUACCACAGCGAAGCAAGACAUCUCUUCACUGCUUUUGACAUGCAAUGUAAAGGAUUUUUAUCUUUGGAUGAUUUCAAAACAGCCUUCAGAAUCGUUGCACCAAAAUUACCAGAGAGAACCAUAGUUGAAGCAUUCAGGGAGGUUGAUCAGGAUUCCGAUGGCCAUAUUAGCUUCAAAGAGUUUGAAUCAGCAAUGAACUAUGGACAAGAUAAUUUGUCGGCACUUCCAUUUACCUGAAGUUCAUUUUCUGAAGAAAACACAAUAAAACUUACACACCUAAGAUAUUCUA
Euleptes europaea (tarantolino) is the source of this 565-nucleotide messenger RNA. It is a transcript of the gene EFCAB11, whose product is annotated as EF-hand calcium binding domain 11. The transcript has 6 exons. The record is from RefSeq and is a predicted model, not a curated record. Gene Ontology annotation, molecular function: calcium ion binding. Bases 1 to 513 code for a protein of 170 amino acids. Lineage: Eukaryota; Metazoa; Chordata; Lepidosauria; Squamata; Sphaerodactylidae.